AUGGAGGCAUCUUUGGGCUGUCUUUGCAGGUUUGUGAAGGAGGGCUACCGACGCCCCGUAGGACUCUGGCUGCUCGUAUACGGAGUGCUCGGAGGCAUCCAGGGCCUUGUGGGGUGGUGGAUGGUGCGUUCUGGUUUUAAAGAGCCUGAGACUGAGGUCAAGACCCCACGGGUUUCUCCCUACCGCCUGGCCUUCCACUUGGUAAUGGCAACGGGCCUUUACGCUUUGCUGCUGUGGCAGAGCUUGUCUUUGCUGCUGCCAUCUCCCGCAGCAGCAGCAGCAGCAGCACCUGCAGCAGCAGCAGCAGCAGCAGCAGCAGCAAGAAAGGACGUGCAUGCAUUUGCUGCUCUAGCUGCUACCACCUUCACCUCCGGGGCUUUUGUUGCUGGCAACGACGCCGGCAGGUGCUGCAACACCUGGCCGAAGAUGGGAGACCAGUAA
Messenger RNA from Eimeria tenella, 441 nucleotides. Its product is annotated as cytochrome C oxidase assembly factor COX15, putative. Gene Ontology annotation, biological process: heme A biosynthetic process. Gene Ontology annotation, molecular function: oxidoreductase activity, acting on NAD(P)H, heme protein as acceptor. Gene Ontology annotation, cellular component: mitochondrial inner membrane. The coding region runs from base 1 to 441 and encodes 146 amino acids. The record is from RefSeq and is a predicted model, not a curated record. The transcript has 3 exons. NCBI's taxonomy places the organism in Eukaryota, Apicomplexa, Conoidasida, Eucoccidiorida, Eimeriidae.